UCUUGCUUUUUACGUGUCCCCGGUGAAUUAUUGAAAUAAGUUGGUCCAUCUUUUCUUAACUCUGCACUCACUCACCCACUUUUUUCAUUUCCAUCAUCAAUUGAAGUUGAAGAAAAUGAGUUCUUCAGCUAUCAGAUAUGAUGAAGAGAAAGAAGAAAGCUUUGCUUAUGCGAUUCAACUGGCGACGGGUUCAGUGCUACCAAUGACCUUGAAAGCAGCAAUCGAUCUUGACAUUUUUGAAAUAAUUGCAAAAGCUGGUCCUGGUGCAAAGCUCUCUGCUUCAGAGAUUGCAUCUCAGAUGUCCGCUCAGAGCAAAGACGCGCCAAUGAUGGUGGAUCGGAUACUCAGGCUUCUGUCUAGCCAUAGUGUUCUUACAUGCUAUGUGGUUGGUUUGGAGAGACUCUACGGUUUGGCCCCUGUUUCUAAGUAUUUUGUACGUGAUCAAAAUGGUGUGUCAUUGAGCCCCUUAAUGGCUUUAAUCCAGGAUAAGGUCUUCAUGGAUAGCUGGGCACAACUGAAAGAUGCAGUGCUUGAAGGAGGAGUUCCGUUUGAUAGGGUUCAUGGAACGCACGCAUUUGAGUAUCCAGGCCUAGACGCAAGAUUCAAUGAAGUUUUCAACAGUGCAAUGUUCAAUCAUACUACUAUUGUUAUUAAUGAAAUCCUUCAAGUUUACAAGGGAUUUGAGAGCAUCAAGCAGCUGGUGGAUGUGGGCGGUGGUCUUGGAAUUACCCUUAAAGCUAUUACUUCUAGAUACCCCCAUGUUACGGCUAUUAAUUUUGACUUACCUCAUGUUAUUCAACAUGCUCCUCAAUAUCCUGGUAUAGAACAUGUAGGGGGAGAUAUGUUCGAAAGUGUUCCAAAAGGUGAUGCCAUUUUUAUGAAGUGGAUACUUCAUGAUUGGAGUGAUGAACAUUGCUUGAAGUUAUUGAAGAAUUGCUACAAAAGUAUUCCAGUGGAUGGAAAAGUAAUUGUUGUGGAGGGAAUACUACCUGUAAUGGCUGAUACAAAAGUUACAUCGAAGGCAGUUUCCCAAACUGAUGUGGUUAUGAUGACUCAAAAUCCAGGAGGAAAGGAGCGAACAAAACAUGAAUUCAUGGCCUUAGCAACUGAGGCUGGAUUUAGUGGCAUUAGAUACGAAUGCUUUGUUUGUAAUUUCUGGGUUAUGGAAUUUUAUAAAUAGAGAGAGUAAUCUGUUUCUGUAGUUGUAAUAUCCAGUGGGCGAGGAUUCUAUUGUUUAAAUAAAAAUAAUAAUUGUGUGAUUUUUAUGUGCUGUCGCCACAAUUACCCUUUUUCAAUUUUUGGUA
Molecule: messenger RNA, 1304 nt
Organism: Pistacia vera
Lineage: Eukaryota; Viridiplantae; Streptophyta; Magnoliopsida; Sapindales; Anacardiaceae
Product: caffeic acid 3-O-methyltransferase-like
Exons: 4
Coding region: 116-1180 (354 amino acids)
Biological process (GO): methylation
Molecular function (GO): S-adenosylmethionine-dependent methyltransferase activity; O-methyltransferase activity; protein dimerization activity
Source: RefSeq, a predicted model, not a curated record